CAAGUCAGUCGUCGCCGCCAAAGCAUGGCAUGCGGCCCACAGAUAGCACAGCUGUCAAGCGUCCCGCAGCAGCAGAGCCGACGCUCUCUUGCGAGCCUGCGGCUGUAGCAACCAAGCAAACCACGCCUCAUGCCGACCACGCAUUGUCAUUCUCUAACCGAGCAGAGGCUAACCCGCUGUCUCUGUCUCGGCAUGACUCCAAGCUUUCAUCUGAUGUAACGAACGGUGGCGACAUCAAAGCCAAGCUUGCAUCAGACUUCGGGUGUAGGGUCAGCGAGCCAAAGCCAGCAAAGUCCGCCACAGCGCAGCGAAGCAUAGGCGCGAGUCAAUACUCUGAAGAUCCUCCUCCCGAGUUUCGCGGACGCGGGCACUUCCAAGGCCGCGGCAGAGGUGGCUUCAGGUGCGAACCUGGCAAUAAAGCUCUCCGCAGCCAAAGAUGGCCGAACAAGAACGAUAUCCCAAAGCCAGUUCCCAAGCGGUGGGAAACGAACUGGAACUCCGAAAGGUCCGUGGUCGACUCACUUCAAGCAGACAGUGGCUGGGGUGAGGACAAGAAGAAGCGUGCCGCCGAUUAUGGUGGCUCCAAGUUGACCGACUGGACCGGCGGCUGGGCGCCCGCACCGAUCGACUGGGAUGCUAGACCUGGAUUCAGCGACUCUGGCACGCUAGCGCGCAUCGAGAAGUGGCUAGAUGCAGUCGAGAACGACUUGCACGGCCUGCAAAGCGGCAUUGAGGAGGCUUUGGUGCUCGAUGGAAAGAACGCUGCCAACGACCUGGCGCCGCGUUACUGGGUGCCAGUCGUCAUCGGGAACCAGGCGCCGAAUGUCUUCUUCGCCGACCUACUGGCGUCUGUGGAGCCUCGCCCCCUCGAUGAUGACGAUCUUACUGGGGCCAGGCCUUGGUGGGUGCUGUAUGGAGCACCAUCUGACUGCGUUCUACUUUCGCCAUGCUCUCAUCCAGAGAUUUCCGGCUUUGAUCCCAACGAAGAGAAUCUGCGGGAGAAAGCAGCUCGCGAAGCUGACCAAGGCUCCGACAAUCAUGCCGAAAAUCGGAAGCGAGCGGAAAGAGCAGAGCGCGAGGCCAAGCAGAAGAAAGCGCAGGAAAAGCUUCAGCGCGAGAAGAACCGCGCAAGCAAGUUGAGCAAAUUGCCAUCAAACUCAGCUGCACACCAGCGCAUCAAGCCUGGCGUGAAUAUCUACUUGCGAAUGGCUAAGGCCAGCGACAUGGCCCAAGUACGGGACAUCUACAAUUACUACGUCGACUUCACCUGUUGUACACCAGAGACCGAGACACGAACGACAGCCGACAUGCAAAUGCGAUAUGACCGCGUCAUGAGCAACACGCUGCCUUUCCUCGUCGCCUGUGAGCGAGGAGGGAAGUUGCCUCGUCGUGGUGGCAGAAGGCACCGCGGAGGCGGCGAAGACAUUUGGCUUCCUGAUCGGAUCGUUGGUUUCGCCACGGCGGACGACUUCCACGACAUGAUGGGGAUGUAUCGCUUUACAUGCGAGAUCGAGGUCUACGUCGCAAAAGACCGCACUAUGCAAGGUAUUGCCAAGUGUCUUUGCGACAAGAUGCUCGCCAUGCUGGACCCGGAUUACCUCGAACGCGGCGGCUACGAUAUCCAAGGUGAUGAUCUCGAAGGCGUGGGGCCGUCGCGUGUAAUGCAGAACAUUAUCGUGCACGUUCCGUACGAGAAGCCGGAGCGCCUGGAGUGGAUGAGCCGUUGGCUGUACAGCAUGGACUUUGAGCAAGAAGGCAAUCUGUCCGAUGUGGGUAACAAGGUCGGCAUGAGCAUAUCUCUGGCGAUGUUCAGACGCAAGACUGGUGCAGUCUUCGAUGCAGCCAACCCCCCUACCAUGAUGAGAUACCCAUUAUGAGGAAGAGCUUUGGGCAGCUCAGCUUAAUACCGUGCCUUUGGGCCGCCGAAUAGUAAAGGGAUGAUGGUACGGCGUGUUGUUCGCUGGCCGCCGAUGAAGCCGUAAUAUCGGGCGUUCGGCGUUCUUGAAGACAAGGUACCAUUGACUACGGCCUCCGACAUAAAAGUGCUUCUGCAUAUGAUAUGAAUGUUCAUUAGGCCUCCGGCUGGAUCCCCAGUGGCUUGCUUGCCGCAUCACAC
Messenger RNA from Baudoinia panamericana UAMH 10762, 2116 nucleotides. RefSeq lists its product as uncharacterized. Bases 30 to 1877 code for a protein of 615 amino acids. Lineage: Eukaryota; Fungi; Ascomycota; Dothideomycetes; Mycosphaerellales; Teratosphaeriaceae. The record is from RefSeq and is a predicted model, not a curated record. The transcript has 3 exons.